AUGUCGACAUUCAACGUCAACAUCGUUCACGUUCACACCUCCCAAAGCGUUCCUGUUAGCACGCCCAAAUCGCCUCAACACGCUGUAAACUCUUCUGGCGCUGGUGCCCCAGCAUAUGUAGUGGCGCCACACGCGACAUCAUCGUUGAACUAUACAUCUGGACCUUGGACUGAGAUCUUGUCGUUGAACACCAACGUCGGAAACGCAACACCAAACGUGGGUUCCCCAAAACUCAUCCGUUCGUCAGCGGAUGUUCCAGUGAUAAGCGGACUUCCACGAGUCAGAGAUGAAUCCCAAGAUGACAAUGAUAUUGCCAAUGAGUCAGAGUCAUUAACUGUGGACCGUCUUGUCGUGGCAAGCCUAGCUACUGGAACGGUAGACCCAGCCGUUCUCAUUCGCACGUCACGCCACUCUCGAGAGAAGAGUUCACGGGGCGUGAUGCGGAACCAGACGGCGGGAGUUCUUUCAAACAGACAUCACCCGUACAACAUGGCAAAUAGGCCAUCCAGGGCAGCUGUACCGACAAACAGUGGUAAUGAACAUGCAAACGCUUUCUGUCGUCCAUCCGGAGAGACAGAAAACACAUCAAUGUAUACUUCUCAGCACCGAGAACUACACCACGGGGACGGCUCCGGGUAUAACAUUCCCGUUGAGCAGAUGCCUCGACUGGCACCGAGCCCAAACGAAGAUGGAAGGGAGUCGGAGAUGACGGGGUCAACUGGAGAUGGCGAUACAGGGGAGGCUGAACAGCAGCCGCGAAAAAUGCAAGGUCAUAGAAGCGACUAUGACACUUGCUUUAGGAGCCGGGAGGAGAUUUGCUCCCAGGACAAGGCUAGUGUAGGGAAAAGGAAGAGGCGAAAGCGGUGA
This is a messenger RNA of Psilocybe cubensis, 867 nucleotides long. RefSeq lists its product as uncharacterized. NCBI's taxonomy places the organism in Eukaryota, Fungi, Basidiomycota, Agaricomycetes, Agaricales, Agrocybaceae. Bases 1 to 867 code for a protein of 288 amino acids. The transcript has 3 exons. The record is from RefSeq and is a predicted model, not a curated record.